Messenger RNA from Nanorana parkeri, 831 nucleotides. It is a transcript of the gene PXMP4, whose product is annotated as peroxisomal membrane protein 4. Bases 1 to 639 code for a protein of 212 amino acids. The record is from RefSeq and is a predicted model, not a curated record. The transcript has 4 exons. Lineage: Eukaryota; Metazoa; Chordata; Amphibia; Anura; Dicroglossidae. Gene Ontology annotation, cellular component: peroxisomal membrane.
AUGACCUUUGGAACGCCGGUGGAACGCACAAGGUUCAAGUACCCAGAAGUGUCAAAGCUUUCUGGCUGUCAGAAUGGCGGGGGCCGUGUUACCGAGCUCUGUGAUGCGGGAUUGUAUGGAGCUAAAAUCCGGGCACCCCAUGCACUGGUGAUGACAUUCCUGUUUAAGUCUGGAAGUUUAAAAGACAAGCUGAAAGCCAUCCUCCAGGCGACGUUCACUCAUUCGCGGAACCUUGCUUAUUUCGUCUUCACAUAUAAGGGCCUCUUGACGGCUCAGGAGAAACUACAUGGAAGCAAGUGGCAGUUCCAUUCCUUCCUGGCAGCUAGUGUGGGCGGAUGGGUGGUAUUCGGAGAGAAUAAUAACAUCAAUAGUCAGAUAAACAUGUACUUAUUGUCCCGUAUCCUCUUUGGCUUGUCCCGGCUGGCAGUAGAGAAGGGUUAUAUCCCGGAGCCCAAGCAUGACGUCUUCCCUAUUUUCUCUGCCCUGGUGUGGGGAUUUGUGCUCUGGCUGUUUGAAUACCACCGCCAUACUCUCCAGCCCUCGCUGCAGUCCUCCAUGACGUAUCUGUACGAUGACAGCAACAUCUGGCACGACAUCUCUGACUUCUUGAUAUACAACAAGCCUAAGCAGGAGAAAUAAUACCGGGGUAUCCCUGCUGGAUGCACUGAAAUGAUACACAAGCUAAUUGACCCCUUUGAAUGGCGGGGAUUGUAUUGGUAAACCUCUUUAUACUUGAAUGGUAGAGUAAUGCUGAUGAUUGAUAUUGCACCUUGACUGUCCUGGAUAUCGGAGUGUGUGAGGCCAGUCUAAAGCCCAGCUAUAGCCAAAAAC